Molecule: messenger RNA, 849 nt
Organism: Dermacentor andersoni
Lineage: Eukaryota; Metazoa; Arthropoda; Arachnida; Ixodida; Ixodidae
Source: RefSeq, a predicted model, not a curated record
UGAACUGUUAAAGCAGGCUAGCUUUCACCGUUUGGUACAAUGAAACGGACUAAGUGCUGACCGACUCCCUCAUUUUCUUCGUUUUCUUCUUUUUCCUUCUGUCCGCCCUGUGCCGUGCGCUAUUACUCUCUUUCUCUUGAACAUCUACCAAAGCCAAGUAAUUUGCGUUGGAAUUUAAGCGCUUGCUGCAUGAAACUCGAGUUUGCAGUGUGUAGUAAGGAGCAGCAUAAUAAACAGGAAUAAUUAUGAUCGUAAGAACAACCUUAAUAAUAAUUAUAAUAUUAAUGUACUACUAGAAUUGCAAUAAUAUUAAUUAUUAUUUUUUCUUGUGCAGUGUUUUCCUGAUAUAGGAGAGUGGUACCAAAUAUACAGGAACUACUACUUCGACCCCAAUUUUGGUGGCACAGCCAAAUGCGUGAUGUACAAAACAUUCGGAGAAUACGGCAACUUCAGCACGACAGCAGCUUUCAUCUAUGGGGAGCGCGGAACCGGAGGAGCUAUAUGGGGUCGGCAUGCCCUUACUUCAACGCCUUGCUAUAGCGGGAAAAACCUCUUUCAAUUUGUUCCGCUCAAUGGCACAGGUGACGCCGUUCAAGAAAUGUACCACACAAUAUAUGCAGAAUGCGACACCUGUUUCUUUGUACGUCACCGCUACGUUGCAAACGGUUACGGAUGCAGCUUCUGGCGCCGGGUGUCUACAUUCCACAAUCAAGCCGACUGCUGUGAAUUCAUCUACGACGAAAACUGUGGCUCCACGCCAAAGUACCAAGUGUACCUUUCGUCAUGCGCGCCAGAGCUGGGCAUGCCAGGUAUUUAGACAUUAGAGUCGUCUGGCUCUAUUGCACUUCU